This is a messenger RNA of Alosa sapidissima (American shad), 2118 nucleotides long. It is a transcript of the gene rab7b, whose product is annotated as RAB7b, member RAS oncogene family. The transcript is spliced from 6 exons. The record is from RefSeq and is a predicted model, not a curated record. NCBI's taxonomy places the organism in Eukaryota, Metazoa, Chordata, Actinopteri, Clupeiformes, Clupeidae. Gene Ontology annotation, cellular component: phagocytic vesicle; lysosome; late endosome. Bases 185 to 802 code for a protein of 205 amino acids. Gene Ontology annotation, molecular function: GTPase activity; GTP binding. Gene Ontology annotation, biological process: phagosome-lysosome fusion; endosome to lysosome transport.
GUAAGGAACACGCUCACAAAAACAGUUGAUGUUCGGCCCAACGGUGAGGAAAAAGGACAUCUGACGCUGCAGUUUAGAAAAACAGUUUUUAAUCGGACUGUCAGUUUUCCAUUGAAGGCAAGGAAACAUAACGAUUGUAGAAUCUCCGUUUUUGUAACAGCGUGGAGGCGAACGUGAAAACACCAUGGCCUCCCGAAAGAAGGUCCUCUUGAAGGUGAUAAUCCUGGGUGACUCAGGAGUUGGGAAAACUUCUCUGAUGAACCAGUAUGUAAACAAGAAGUUCAGUAAUCAGUACAAAGCCACAAUCGGAGCAGAUUUCCUUACCAAAGAAGUGAUGGUGGAUGACAGACUUGUGACUAUGCAGAUCUGGGAUACAGCAGGCCAGGAGCGCUUCCAGUCCCUGGGCGUGGCGUUCUACCGCGGGGCUGACUGCUGUGUGCUGGUGUAUGAUGUUACUGCUCCGAACACGUUUAAGACUUUGGACAGCUGGCGAGAUGAGUUCCUGAUCCAAGCCAGCCCUCGUGACCCGGAAAACUUCCCAUUCGUGGUGUUGGGCAACAAAAUCGACCUGGAAAAUAGGCAGGUGACAACAAAACGCGCCCAGGCAUGGUGUCAAAGCAAAAAUAACAUCCCAUAUUUUGAGACCAGUGCCAAAGAAGCCAUCAAUGUGGACCAGGCCUUCCAGACCAUUGCACGAGACGCUCUCAAGCAGGAGUCGGAGGUGGAGACCUAUGAUUUCCCAGACCAGAUCAAGCUAAGGGACGACAGGCCCACUUCGUCCAGCGAUGGCUGCAGCUGCUGAGGGAGAAGAUGGGAUAGGAGACAGGAGAUGGGAGGGGUGGAGAGGCUGGGGAGGGGAGGGGGGGAUACCACUGGAUCUUGAACCUGAAGAGACAGUUACAGCGGACAACGUUCCCUUCCAACACAAACCCUCUCGCCUGCCCAGGCUACAGCUGACUGGGUGAAAAUGAAACGACCAAGUAGCCAUCCACCCCACUCAUCCCACCAACAGCAACCUUCUCUGGAUUCCUGCUUUAAGCAGGGAGAAGGAGGAUGGUGAAAACCCCAGCAGAGCAAGACACCCAACAUGGUUAGGCAUUGACUUUCAGAGCGUCAUGUAUUAAGAUCAUUUCUGCAAAUCCAGCCGAAUUUAACCAUAGAUGUAGUAACUUCAAAUGUAACUUCAUUUUAUUCUAUUGCACAUCAUCAUACUGAAAUAUUGUUAGACGUCAUGCAACUAAACUAUUACUUCCCCAUCUUUUUUGCCCCCCAGUACUUUUGAUUAUUCCAUGCACUAAAUACAUCUGUUUCUUUUCCUGAUCUGUUCAGAAUGUCAGUUGUCCAUAGGCCUAGACACGGACAUAGCCAACCAAGGUUUGAAAGACCCAUGAAUAACAAUAAAUGGUAGGAUCCAGUGUAGUUUUUAAACCGUUUAUGUGAAAUGUGAUCGUUUAGGGAGGAAGUGUGACAAACAGGAGGGUGGAAGUGAAACAGACCCUGGGGGUUUUGGGAAGAGCUAUGACGUGAGGACAUAUCCGUGCUGCCCAGUGACAGGUCAAAGGUUAAACCUCGUUGCUGUUGCUGACAAUUUCCUGUUGACCUCUUGCAAAUUAAAAAGGCACAAUCCAUUGGAGGGUUUUAUCGGAAAACAUUUUGGUUGGACUAAAGCAGGGUAUUAUAUGGAGAAAAAAAAGUGACAUCAAGAAGACGCAUAUGCACGCACACACACACACACACGCUGUGUCAAAGCUGCUUCGACAGUGAUUGGUUUAGUAAUACGAAUGUGCCCCUAUACAGUGUCUUCUAUAUGAAUACUAUCAGAGUUGCUGGAUACUCAUCUGCAGAUCAUGAGCUUAGGAUUAUACAAUACAGCUGAGUGAGGAAAUUGCCUCAAGCAACAUGUGCUGAUCUCUCUGUCUUUUUUCUGUUUCUGUUAGACUUUUCACGUGUGAAAUGCCAUUCCAUUCAUUAUGUUUUUGUAUGCCAAAAUGAAUCAUAUCAUGAAGUUUGCUGAAGUAGAAUAUGCCCUUUCUAUUCUGGCCUGAAGCCUUCUUGUAAAUCCAGUUAUAGUGACAAACUAAAAAAUAAAAUAUGAUUUAAAAACCAACAAAGGUAAAA